Messenger RNA from Callorhinus ursinus (northern fur seal), 2507 nucleotides. Its product is annotated as stimulated by retinoic acid gene 6 protein-like. Gene Ontology annotation, biological process: vitamin A import into cell. Gene Ontology annotation, cellular component: plasma membrane. Lineage: Eukaryota; Metazoa; Chordata; Mammalia; Carnivora; Otariidae. Gene Ontology annotation, molecular function: retinol transmembrane transporter activity; signaling receptor activity. The record is from RefSeq and is a predicted model, not a curated record.
ACACCAGAAUAUCAGAAGCAGUCAAUAACCAAGAGGCUGGAGAAGCUCGAAGCACAGCCCAGAGAAGCAGAUCGUGCACUGGGCCGCAUGCACCGCUUCCCCGCUGAGAUGCUUUCCACAACCUCAAGAACCAGGCAGCUGAAUGGCACCUGUGUCAGCUCGGUGGACUUGGAGCUCUUUCUCCAUUACUCCCUCAUCCCAUCACUUUUCAUCAUUUUGGUCUUGUCCGUUCUCCAAAGGCGAGAGCGCCGUAAACAGAGAGAUGAUACUUCUCACCUCCUGGGGAACCACUUUGAAAUCAUCAUACCUCUGGACUUGGUGGGCACCUUUAGUAACCGAUGGUCCUAUGGAAUCGCCUUUGGGGCCACAGCCAAUAAGGUCAUGUUCUUGUUCUCGGAAGGCUACCAGCCCUUGCAGAUCCCGCAGUGGGCCCAAGCCUUUGUGCUGCUGAUCGGAGGCAUGGAAGUCGGCCUGUCCCACUUCCCCUUCUUUGCCUGCCUCUCGUCGGAGUUCCGGCUGCUCAGCUCCAUCCUCGGCUUCGGCUACUCUCUGAUCUGGUUUGCUGUCACCGUCCUUUACAUCACAGAGUGUCCCCAUGGGCAGUUUCUGGGGAGGUACGAGACGGUCCUGUUCUACUGGCCCUCACUGCUGUGCCUGGCCUUCCUGCUGGGCCGCUUCCUGCAUAUGUUUGUCAAGGCUCUGAGGGUCCACCUGGGCUGGGAGCUGCAGAUGGAAGAAAAGCCUUUCCUGGAAGUUCACCAGGCACAGCAUGUCAAACGGCUCCUGAGGAAGCCCCCCUUGCAGGAGAUUAAAAAGUCCUGGUUCCAAACCAGAAUCUAUGAGUGGGAUCCCUGCUUUCAGUUCCCAAGCAGAAUGAUUGGAACCACUGUGUUGGCUUUCAUAUGCCUGUACCUUUUCAUUAUCAUUGAGUUCUGCGUGUUCGUGUAUGUGAGAGACGAGCUGGAUGUGUUUGAAGGGGAGCUGGAGAGCUACAUCACCUCCGUGAACCAGACAGGAACCCUGACUCCAGUCAUCCUGCAGGUGAAAGAGCUGAUGAGUGUCACCAAAGGAGUCUGGCUGGUGACCAUCUUGCCCGCCUCCCUCACGUGUGUGAGCUAUCUGUUCCACAUAUUGGCCUGUUACAGAAAGCACAUGAAGAGGUUGUGGGCGGGAAAUAAACACUUUCUCCCUUUGAAGUUCCAUAAUCCUUCGUCGGCAGAGAGUGUGGUGGCCAUUGCAAGGUACUCUGGCUGGCAGAUAGCCUAUAUUCUGUGGGGCUACCUCAUCAUCCACGUGGUGCAGAGCCUGUGUGGCAUGGGGAUCAUGUACAGUCUGGUGCUGCCUGUCAUCCACAACCAGGGCCUGGAGAUGCUCCAAGGACUGGGCAUCGGGAUCCUCACCAUAUCCAUCGUCCUGGGUCUCGUGAUCCUGCAGGUGUGGAUCGCUGCCACCUUCUUCCUACAGCCAAAGAUGAGUGCGGCUGACAGGCAGAAACCCUUGGCUCUCAACAACAGGAAAGUGUUCCACAACUUCAACUACUUUCUGUUCUUCUACAACGUGCUGCUGGGCCUGGGCGCUUGUCUCUCCAGGCUGCUCAUCAGCUGCAUCCUGGGCACGUGGCUGAUCGCGCGCAUCGACAGGACCAUCAUGCAGAAUGGCUAUGAGGGGGCAGACAUGGGGUUCAGUGCCUGGAUCGGCAUGCUCUAUGUGGAUCAUUAUCAUACCAACCCUGUGCUCGUCAGCUUUUGUAACAUCCUGAUCACAGGGCACAGGGAGAGGAGGCUGCAGCGGGCCAUCAAAUACUGGUGCCUAAAUCAGUCAGCAGGUCCCCGAAUCUCAACCAGGUCCAGGACGAGGUGGCUCCUGUUACAGACCCUGGUCAACAAUCCCAGACUAGCCAUGCUCAGAAAAUCAAGAUCAGGUCAUGGCUCCCGGGACUUUACCCAGAUCCUGUUGGCAUGCUCAGACAGCGGACGGUAACCUCCAACACAGCUGCAAGGCCAUUCCAGGACUACUGCCCCUGUGACAAGGCCCAGGCUACCCAGCUGCUGUCCCCUGCAGUGUGAGGGGAUGCAGUCCCUGUCCACUGCACACAGCACCGGGCGCUCGUGGGAUGGCACCUGGGCUGAACCAUGAAGUCUCAGGUCUAAUAAUCCACUCCCUUGGUAAAAAGAUCAAGAACUAAAGAGAAUUUCUGUUGAAGUCUUUUCUCAACAAUGAUUUCCACUAUCCAUGUUUAGGAGGUAGCAUUGGGGAGUUCCGUGUGGACAAGCACUUAGUUUGACCACAGGAUAGAACUUCAUGUCACUGAAGAAGGUGGUAAAAUGUACACCAGAAGAGCUUAAUUGUUAGACACAGUUUUUCUCUGGAAGAAAGUAUGGCUUUAAUCCAACAGGAUCCUUGUUGCUUCUCCCUUUCCAGGCCUUCUGGUGGUGGGAGAGAAGGAAAUCCAUGUCCCCAGCCUCUAAUCUAGUAGGGUGAGCAGGCACACCCUACUGGUUGGGCUG